AUGCUGAUUCUCCUGUAUGCUACUGUAUUCUUCGCCAGUGCAUGCGGGACAGGACCUGCAUGUGUUAACGGAGACUGCGCCUACGGGGACGGAGCAUACUUCUGCCAGUGCAGGCGGGGCUGGGCGGGGGCUGCGUGCGAUGCUCCCCGUGCAGGGUUCCGCAGGGUAACUACCAGUGGGCAGACACCCGCAGACAGGGCCGUCAACUACGCUUGCCUCGUGAACGGGACGGAGUGCACAGGGUCGAGCAAGUGCACCUAUUACGCGGGGGCGUACUCGUGCGACCCCUGCCCCGAUGGCUUCGUGUCCUACGAGGGCGAGUGCCUGCCGAAGAGCUGCUUCAACACCGGCGAUUACUCAGACCAGGAGGCAACGAAGGCCCCCUGCAACGGCCGCGGCCGCUGCCUCCUGAAGGACCCCGGGCUGGCCGGGCUGAGUGCUGACGACUACGCGUGCGACUGCUACCCGAUCUAUCGCGGGGGCCUCUGCCAGUCGUGCGACGACGCCAACGCGAUCGCUGUGGAAAGCUCUUCGUCUGACGCCCUCCCUACGUGCAAUGCGCGGGCCUGCCAGGACUCGGAUGGGGUCGUGUGCUCAGGCCAGGGAACGUGCACCCUCGACGUGGGCCUCGAUCGCGAAUCAUAUCACUACCGCUGCAAGUGCAAUGCUGGCUACACACGCGUUGGGCACAAGUGCGUCAGGACAGAGUGCGUGGCCACAAUCGACGGGUCCCCGGUCGUCUGUGGGGGCUUUGGAAAAUGUAUAGAAGAAGGCGACGGUGCCCCCAAGUGCGCCUGCGACCCAGACGCAGUCCAGGUCGAUAAGUUUUGCACAUACUCCGCGUGCACAGACAGCGCUGCUACUGAGAUCUGUGGUGGAGUGGGCGCCUGUGUGCGCAACGGGGCUGGCUAUAAGUGCGAUUGCCGAGGGCUUGCCACGGGCGACCUCUGUGAUACUUGCACUCCUGGGAAAUCCGCUCAGGUAGGCGACAAGUGCGUUCCAGUGGGGUGCCUCACCUCAAACAACCAGGAAUCAUGCAAGAACGGAGGAACAUGCGUCAAGUCCGAUGGCGAGUACCACUGCCGCUGCCCGGACAUGCUCAUUGCCGUCAGCGGAGAGUGCACGUCCCCUGCAUGCAUGGACGAGGAGCUGGGGAAGGUCUGCUCGGGACACGGCACGUGCAAGACGGACGAUCUACGAAAUAUACAAUGCACUUGUGAUCAGGACUAUACUUACAUCGCUCCAGGGCGCUGCAUCUUGAGCAGUCUGGUGGAUAUCCCUGCCACGGUUUGCAGCGAUCAUGGACGCAUUGUCGUUAGUGCUGAGGCUCCUGAUACGAUGACUUGCCAGUGUUCGCCUAUCUACACAGGCAAUAAGUGCGAAACUUGUGAUACAACCACUGCAGAGGAGAUAGAUGGCGUAUGCACCGCCAAAAAAUGCAUCAUAUCGACGCCGCAACCGCCCACCGCACGUGCUGCUGACUCACGCGUCUGCGGACCAGAUGGUCAGUACACUACCUUCGGCGAUCCUAGCAAUCCGUUCAUCACAUGCGUUCCUAAAGACUCCAGUGAUGGGAAUGUCUCCGCCUACAACGGCACCUUCUCCGCUAAGCCUGGAUGUGUAUUUAUCAGUAAGAUAGACAAGACGAGAAGGUUCUUUUGUGGAUUCCUUGAGAAUGUAACAGAAAACCUGCCAGCUAAUGACUUGCCUACGUGCGCUAAACCUUCCGACAAACCCGAUCUACCUGAAACGUGCACUCAGUGUCCAAAUGGCUUUCACCUUGUACACUUUGGAGAACACAAUAAAACCUGCAUGCAUAAUGACUGUCACGAUGGCCAACCCGAUAGUCACAUGUGGUACAAUUACUGCGGCGGUGUGGGAGACUGUGUCAAAAAGAAGGAUAAAAGCGGAGGAUAUAAAUGCGACUGCGGUCCAGAUGCUACGUGGAACCCCGACUUGAAGGCGUGUGUUACUGAUGCAUGCAAGCUUGACAAAACACUUGCUGGCCCCUAUGCACCAGACUACUGCAUUCCUCAGUCUAACCUUAUGUAUCAAUGCACUGUUGGCCGGGACACAACGUGGCAGUGUAAUUGCACUGGGGACUAUGUUACGUACAACAAGACGUGCAUUUCAAAGAGUAAGAACGCAAAUCCACAGACCCACCGAGCAAGGGGACUCUGCGGUGGUCCUGGUGCGGGAUAUAUAGACAGUACUGGAACCUGCGUCUGCAGCAAUGGCUUCCUCAAGAUCGGUGACAUGUGCUACAGCUACGACUGCCUGCCAGUUGGCAUAUCAGAUAACAUAAGGAAUCCGGAUAUCAACGUGCUUGUCUGCUCCGGAAAGGGGGUCUGCGCAUACAACCAGCUAACUGGCCGGUACGGCUGCGAGUGCGAAAGUGGCCUGGAGGCCUUUGGAGGUUACUGCACUCAUCCAGGGUGCGUUGGAAAGGUGAUUCAUGACAGCGAAGUUAAGUACGUUGAAUGUCAGGUAUAUGACGGAUACCUUGGUACGUGCAACAAGAAUUCUGAUAACGGAAGUUAUUCAUGCAAGUGCAGAUCUUCCCUUAAAUUGAUUAAUAAUAUCUGCGUCCAUCCUAGUUGCGUAUCAUAUAACGAUGUCUAUUGCGGAGGAGAUGUCCUGGCUGGAUGUGUGAAGAGCGGUAAUCGUUACGGCUGCGUCUGCUCCGAGGGCUACGAAAGAGGCCAACUCAAUUCCCAAUGCAUUCCAAGUAAGUGCAUCUACAGAAGGUUGUCGGAUGAUCCGCCCAUUGUAUGUAGCGGAAUGGGGACAUGUGCUGAAGAAAAUUCUCUACUCAAGGACAAGAAGUGCAGGUGCAAUAAUAAUGCUAAAUUGGUCACACUUAGAGAUGUGAACGGCGAGUUGAGAAGUACAUGUAUUUCGGAUAGGUGCAUUUCUAGCGGAGCCGAGACAGAUACACCAGUCAUCUGUGGAGGCUUGGGCAGAUGCGGACCCAAUGGAUGCGAAUGCGAUCGAGGAACAGAGCCAUUUGAAAAGACCUGUGUGAGUCCUAUGUGCUUAAUUAACACUACAGAUAGUACAGGAAAAGUUACCAGAACUAUCUGCGGUGGCGAGACUGUCGGAGAAUGCACAAAAGUGGGAUCAGAGGGUAAUCACCUCGAUUAUACUUGCAAGUGCAAGCAACCACAGCAACCUGAUAAUUAUGCAGAGGUUGAUGGAUUUUGUCUACCAAAGCAAUGCAUAUUUAAAGUUCCAAGGCUUGAUGGAGGAGCUGAAGUAGAUACGAUGUGUGGCGGUCGUCACUUUGGAUCGUGUGUCAUUAAUUCUACUGACCCGACUAAGUCGUAUUGUGAGUGCAAAAGAGAACGGUAUGAUGUCAUCAAGAUGGAGGAUGGAAAGUGCAUGAAGGAGGUUUGUCGCAGUGCAACUUUACCCGGAGGAUCGGAUAAGAAUGUUGAGUGCUCUGGUCAUGGGAAAUGCGCAACAAAUGAUAAGAGCCAUUACUCGUGCAAGUGUGAUUCUGAGUAUGGGAUCUUUGGAGAGUACUUGUGCAUACCAAAUGCGUGUGUUGAUUCCUCAACGGAUACUAAUAAAAUAUGCGGUAACGUAGGAACUUGUUCCCUUGAGUCGAAAACCUGCAAGUGUCCUCCAGCGUAUACUGGGGCAAAGUGUGAAAACUGUGCCACAAAUUAUAAGAGACACAGUGACGGAGCCUGCUAUCUUGACAACUGUCCGACAGAUGGAUGUGGUGUCGAUGGGAGUACUGACAUAGGAAGCUGUCAGUUUGGUGGCAGUAGCUUUGACUGCGUCUGCGUCAACUCGAGCUUCGUCGUUGACAGUGCUAGCAAGAAGUGCCGAAAAUCCAGAUGCGUUUGGUCGGAUCCAUACGAUCAGACAGAAAAAACGUGCUAUGGCAUGGGUACGUGUAAUGAUAACGGCGAGGACACUGGGGCGUGUGUUUGCAACCCCGGGACAACCCUAGUCGGGACAAACAUCUGUGUUUAUAGCCAGUGCAUCUCGGAUGAGAACGGCUCUAAAACAGUGUGUAAGGGGCGCGGAGUAUGCAUCGCGAGCCUUGUGGCUGGCCAGGGAAUGUGCCAGUGCAGUGAUCAGUAUCGCACAGACAAGAAGACCGGCCAGUGCUUUGUCAAGGAGUGCUUCGGGGCGCAUGCAAGCAUCUCUGCAGAGGUAUGCGACGGUGGUGGAACGUGUAAUGAAAAUACUAAGAAGUGCGAUUGUAAUUCUGGUUUCCAAAAUCUUCCUGGCCAGAAUGGCUGCGUGCACAGCAAUUGUAUUUCGUCGGACCAGAAGCUCUGCAGCGGCUUCGGCGCCUGCGAGAAUAACAAUGGCAAUUACAUGUGUCUGUGUGCUAACUAUUACACCCUGGUUGGAAGGGACUGCAUCCCCACAAGGUGUCUCAAGGACGGGAAAGUCUGCAACGGCGGCGGCACGUGCUCCGGCGAGGGAUCCUCUGCUACCUGCAGCUGCAGCCAGGGCUGGACCCUCCACGGGACCCUUUGCUACCCAUCGGCCUGCGUUUCCGGCGGGACACUCUGCGGGGGGAAUGGCAACUGUCCACUUUCCACAGAUAGUACAUGCGAGUGCAAGUAUGGGUAUGAAAGUGUUCUUGACCAGCUCUGUAUCAGCAGCCAGUGCGUCCAGCGCGGCACCGACGGCACCGUGACGAUCUGCGGGGGCAACGGCAGGUGCGUGUCUGAGAACGGCGUAAAGCCCACUUGCAUAUGCGAUGAAGGCUUCUCUCUCACAAGCGACUUCGUCUGCGGAGUCCCUGCUCCAUCUAACAAAUCCUCGGGUGGCACGACGGCUGCGAUCGUGGUCGUCGUCCUCCUCGUCCUCGUUGCGGUGGCCGGCUUCCUCGUCUGGUGGUUCGUGAUACGGCCCAGGAGAGGCGGCCCACUGAGGGAGCGCGCCCCGCGGAAACCUCCUGGACUCCCCAAGCCGCAACUCACUCACAAUUCUAGUCUUACUGCGUCUAUGUACUCUACCGCGCCUCUGCUGAGUGGCUCCAGACAGUCAUCCAUGGUGCAGCUUUAG
Molecule: messenger RNA, 5034 nt
Organism: Giardia duodenalis
Lineage: Eukaryota; Fornicata; Diplomonadida; Hexamitidae
Product: High cysteine membrane protein EGF-like
Exons: 1
Coding region: 1-5034 (1677 amino acids)
Source: RefSeq, a predicted model, not a curated record